Molecule: messenger RNA, 400 nt
Organism: Ctenocephalides felis (cat flea)
Lineage: Eukaryota; Metazoa; Arthropoda; Insecta; Siphonaptera; Pulicidae
Gene: Lamtor4
Product: ragulator complex protein LAMTOR4
Exons: 2
Coding region: 95-400 (101 amino acids)
Biological process (GO): positive regulation of TOR signaling; cellular response to amino acid stimulus
Cellular component (GO): lysosome; Ragulator complex
Molecular function (GO): guanyl-nucleotide exchange factor activity
Source: RefSeq, a predicted model, not a curated record
ACCAGCGAACCAGCUGUCAAUUGUCAAAUUUAUUUAAUUUCAUAGAACAUACGGUUCAUGUUAUAAAAAUAUUAAUUCACAUAUUGGUCUAAAUAUGGAACGCAUACCUGAUCAAAUAGGAUAUUUAAUAAUGUCAGAAGACGGUGCUGUGAUAGCUUCUGGCGGAGAUUUAGAAAAUGACGAACGAGUAGCAAAUAUUUUUAAUAAUUUUAUAUCUAUCACUAAAAAUAUAAAUCCCGAAGCAUUUCCUGAAGAAGAUGGGUUUAAAAGGAUUUCUUUGACAUACAGUGAUCAUUGUUUCAUUAUUUGUUUAUCAAACAAAAAAAUUCAUGUAGUUAAGAAAGCUCUGAAACAACAGCAUAGCACAGCAGGAGAUACAUCAGCUAAAGUCAAUGCAUAA